GACAAUUCCAGUAUUAGAUUUGAUGACAAUUCUUUUGGUAUUGCAUCGAGUACUUUCAUGAGAGUAGAGACAACUCAUAUCGAGGGCAAAAUGAUAACUUCAUCAUCCACCACCUCCUAAAUACUCUUCUGCUGCUGUCAUCUUCUUUCGCUUUUUACUAGAAGAACAUCCAUGGCUUCCUCUAGUUUCCAAGUGACCUGUUUCUACAAGAUUGUUCUCAGACAAAGCCUUGAAGAUGGAAAUCUUACGAUACCAAAAACGUUCGGUAUGAAAUAUGGUGACGGUGUUCCAAAUCCAGUGUAUCUGAAGCCUCCAGAUGGCACUGCUUGGAAGAUAGAUUGGUCUGAGUAUGAUGGUGCCAUUCUAUUUGAAAAUGGUUGGAAAGAAUUUGCUUCAUAUUACUCUUUGGAUCAUGGCCAUAUGCUGUGGUUUGAGUACAAUGAAACUUCUAACAUUGAAGUAAACAUUUUUGACAUGACUUGCCUUGAAAUAGACUAUCCUUCCUUGGAUCACAUCAGCGAUGACGAUUCGAUUGAGAUCUUGAAUGAACUGCCCCCACGAGGCAACUAUCCUUCCAAGGAUCACAUUGAUGAUGGCAACAAGGUUAAGGUUGAGAAUGAACCGCCACGAAGAGGCCGAGGCCGGCCGAGGAAAACAGAGAAAGCAGCACCAAAGACACCAUCUCCUUGUACAAGCAAAAUGUUCACAAGUUCUGCCAAAACUAAAGAAGUGAAAUGGCGCGCUGAAAUACAAUAUCCUUCCAAGCACCACAUUGAUGAGGACAACAUGGCUAAGCCACGAAGAGGCCGAGGCCGGCCGAGGAAAUCAGAGAAAGCAGCAUCUGCUUGUAGAAGCAAAAUGUUCACAAGUUCUGCCAAAACUAGAGCAGUGAAAUGGUGCCCUGAAAUAGACUAUGCUUCCAAGGACAACAUGGUUAAGGUUGAGAAUGAACCGCCACGAAGAGGGCGAGGCCGGCCGAGAAAAACAGAGAAAGCAGCACCAAAGACACCAUCUGGCAAAACUAGGUGCCCUGAAAUAGACUAUCCUUCCAAGGACAACAUGGUUAAGGUUGAGAAUGAACCGCCAAGAAGAGGCCGAGGCCGGCGGAGGAAAAAAUUGAAAGCAGCAGCAGAAGUAUCAUCUCCUUCUACAAGUAAAAUAUUGAGUAGUUCUGUCAAAACUGGAGAUGUAGAGAACUGGAUGCUGUGUUGCAAGAAUGAAGAAGCUAGUCAAUCUGAAUGAAGAAUGCAGUGUUGCAGUGUUGAAAGCAGCGUAUUGCAUUUCAUGUAAUAAAUAUCUUAUUGUUCUUAGGCUGUCUUUAAAUUUCGUU
Messenger RNA from Arachis duranensis, 1330 nucleotides. Its product is annotated as B3 domain-containing transcription factor VRN1-like. Bases 172 to 1242 code for a protein of 356 amino acids. The transcript is spliced from 3 exons. Gene Ontology annotation, molecular function: DNA binding. The record is from RefSeq and is a predicted model, not a curated record. Gene Ontology annotation, cellular component: chromatin; nucleus. NCBI's taxonomy places the organism in Eukaryota, Viridiplantae, Streptophyta, Magnoliopsida, Fabales, Fabaceae. Gene Ontology annotation, biological process: regulation of DNA-templated transcription.